Molecule: messenger RNA, 2715 nt
Organism: Triplophysa dalaica
Lineage: Eukaryota; Metazoa; Chordata; Actinopteri; Cypriniformes; Nemacheilidae
Gene: tm7sf3
Product: transmembrane 7 superfamily member 3
Exons: 12
Coding region: 74-1753 (559 amino acids)
Source: RefSeq, a predicted model, not a curated record
AUGCAAACCUGCAGCAUGAGAUUUGAAGAUCAAUGUUGCUGUUAGUCUGAUCGAUGAUCUGAUCCCAGGGAAAAUGACACUAAAAUGUUUUCUGCUGCUCCUGUUGUCAUGGGUCGGAAAUCUGCGCGCGCAGGAAGACAAGCGUGUGGUGUUUUCUCUGGGAAGGUUCCAGAAUGUCAGCGUUCCGGUGAAUGUGACGGUUCAAGCCGUAGUUUCACGAAUUCCUCUUGACGUCUCAUUCAUCAUGCUGCAGUUUCACACGCAACAUCACAAUGUUACACUCUCAUAUACAGAGCUCCCAGGUUAUGGUUCCUCCAUCACAUCAGUAGAUGCAGGUCUGUUGUCCACACUGCUGCCAGCUCAGUCCUCUCUCUCCUGGUUCCUAAACACGGCAGAUGGGAACAACGUAACAGGACUCGCUGUGAUACUGCCCUACACAAACACUGAUCCCGUUCCAGGAGCUUGCAAUCAAGAAUUUCCGCUGGAUAUUGAUCCCAACAUCCACCUACAAUACAACCUGUUUGAGACCACAAUUACCUUUGCUCCUGCCAACAUCGGAUAUGCAAGAGGUCAGAGUCCUCCAGCGUGUGAUGUUGAUAUGGGUUCUGGUACCCGCUGGCGUCUGGUGUAUGAGGUGUAUCAGUACUUUCUGCCUGAAGGUGAUCUAUCAGAAGAGAGUCUCAUCAGCGGGAUGGAGAGAGUAGCCAACAUACAGAACAUACAGGACAACAGCAGAAAAGUGAUGACGCUGUCGUCUCAUGAGCGCACACAGCUGUGGUUUAACUCUCUGCAGGGACAGGGUGUGAUUUUCUCUGUGGUUGUGAAAGACCCGGCGUUCAAUACAUCAGCCGCAUACGUCCCUGCGCACACAUACGCCUGCAGCUUUAACUCCACGCUGGAUGGCUGUGCUAUGUUAGGGAAAGUUUCUACUAAAGUGUUUUUCACUGUGAUGGGGGCAGCUGGGCUGUUGGUGUGUUUUUUGGGCCAUCGUUUCUUUAAAUGUGAGCUCUUUUGUAUGGGGUUCGGGUUCAUGGCUUUUGUCUUCUUUGUGCUGAUCACCAGGUGGACAGUGCUGGAAUAUGACAUUCGAUUGGCUCUGACGGCUAUGAUGGGCGUUGUCGGAGGCGUGGCCCUGUUGAUGAGCUGGUGGCGGUUCGGUUCUGUCAUUGCCUGUGUGCUGGUGGUUGGACUCAUUCUUGGAUUUCUCGUCUCAUCCAUUGUCUUUUUUACUCCAUUCGGUGACCUUUCUAUAUUUCAUAAUGAUGUGGUGUUCUGGGUGGUGUUUGUUUGCAUCAUGGUGAUUAUUCCGCCGUUCUUUAUCCGGUGGCCCCGAGAGGGUAAUAUCAUCACCUGUGGAGUGGUUGGUGCGUACGCGGUGGUCCUGGCCGUCAACGCUUACACGUACACCAGUCUGUCCUACAUCACACUGGAUGUUCUCAAACGCUUCCUCAACCACGACUUCAGUCGUGCAUUUAUCUCUGUUCCACUGCAGGACAUCGAUUUCAUCAUGAUCACAAUAUGGGUGGUUCUGGGGGUUUCUGGCAUCGCCAUGCAGCUGUAUCGCGAGCGCUCACGGCCGUUUUUCCCGCCGAGCCCAUAUGUCAUGUGGAAGCAAGAACGAGAACGCAGGAAGACAAACGUUCUGGACCCCAGCCACCACAAGCCAUCAAUCACCACCCGGAUCCUCGCCCGUGUUCAACAGCUUACCCGUCGCACAGAACCCGCUGGUGAAAGCACUCCGUUGCUUCUUUAACUCUCGACUAGACAUUGAGUUUGACAAUGUAGAUCCUCCUGUGAACUGGGCUUGGAGGGCCUAAUCCUACAAAGAUGGUUUCUAUAUAAACCAUAAUGAGGAUGCUAUGUGAUGUUUCGAGCCGUGAGACCCAUAACAAAGUGAUACGCAGCCAGUGCAGGUCACGCACUUGUGAAUGUGUGUUGGGUUUAGUGUAGGUUCAUACUCAAUCUCAGAACCUGCUAUUCUCUGACCAAUCAGCUUGCUAGGAUUUAGCUGAUGUCAGAAACACACUCUGUAACCAUUGGUUGAUCGAUCUCUGUGACAUACAACUGCCACAAAGUGGUUUUAGAUGCUUUUUAGUAGCUUUGAGAGAAUCAAGACAUGUGUCACAGUUGCCUCACAUAUUAAAUCCUGUCCACCAAAGAGUUUUAAAUAUUUUAUUAUGUCUGUACAGGGUUUCAACACAACGUUUAACCAGCGAGCUUGUGAGAAUGAUUGAUCCUUUUUAAAGACUUGCCAAAAAAGUUUGCCGUUUCAUUUGUUUUCAUGAAUGCUCUGAUGUUCAGCAGCAGGUGCUGUCAAGGUUGUUUGUGUAGUUUUCUGCGUCUCCGUGUUUACAGCAUCCAGAGGGGCUGGAAGAAAUGAGCAGAUUCCCUUGAGAAUACCUGAAGUGUUCCCAGUUACAAGGAUUUUAAAUGCAGGUUUGUUUUGAGUGGAAAAGGAAUAUUUAGAAUAAGUGGAUGUACUUUAUAACAGAACAUGAAGCUGGAUUUGAGGGUAGCAGGUGUUAUCAUCCUUCUCUCAGGGCAUCGGAUUUACUUUUUGGUUUCUUAAGCACUUAUAACAUGAAGUUUUCACAAGCUGAAAUGACUUUUUUAAAUUGUUGAUACAUUUAUAAUUCACUUAUUUCUGAUUGUUCCUAAACGUGAGAUUUGAAUGACUGUCUAAAUAUAAAUAAAGUUGUAAAAUGUGUGCCAUAA